Messenger RNA from Aspergillus fijiensis CBS 313.89, 456 nucleotides. RefSeq lists its product as uncharacterized. The transcript is spliced from 2 exons. The coding region runs from base 1 to 456 and encodes 151 amino acids. The record is from RefSeq and is a predicted model, not a curated record. Lineage: Eukaryota; Fungi; Ascomycota; Eurotiomycetes; Eurotiales; Aspergillaceae.
AUGGCUACAACACCACCUCCAGACGAGCCAGCCAGCGCAGCAGAGGAGACCACUGCACAGGGUCAAACCCCCCAAACCGCCACGUUACCCCGUCGACCACAAGAGCAACAACAGAAAGACAUCUUCCAGGCCCAAGAAGCCAAUGAUACAUCCCGCGCCUUGCAGCGACAGCCCCGGCGACAGCGACGUCAACAGCAACAGCAAGAGCAAGUCACUUCCGCCUCCGAUACCGAAACCUCAGUCGACGAAUCGAUCGGCGGCGCGCGCGAGGAGCAGCAGCAACAACAACAACAAGCCACGACGACGCUGCGAGGAGGCCAUCAGGAUUGGUCGCUCGAGCCGGAGCCCGAGAAGGAAGAUACCGGGCUGAAGCUGCGGCUAGAUUUGAACCUGGAUGUCGAGGUGGAGCUGAAGGCGAAGAUUCAUGGGGAUAUCACUCUGGCGCUCUUGUCUUGA